CCUCUUAAGCUGAAAGCCUGUGAAGAAGAAAUCCAACCGUCCCCCAUCACACAAUAUGCAUAAGUUGAAGGAUAUGAGCAGCGUCGCCAAAUUUAAGUUGAGGAAAAGCGCCAUAGCAACUCAGGAGAAGAAGGAGAAGGCUACUGCGAGGAACAGGCAGGAGAAGGAGAUUGCGGAGGAGAGAGCUAAGGCUAAGAAGGCUCAAGCCAAGGCCGAUCUGCACCAGGAGAAGGCCGAUCACCGGGUCGCAUCAGCUGUUCAUCAUGCCGGCUUACACCACGUUCCCCUCAGCGGCCACCGCCGCCGCCACCACCACCAACACCACCCACAUGUCGGAGCUGCUGCUCCUACUACUCAUCUGUAUUCCGGGGCCCAUCCAUAUGCUGGAAAUUACUAAAUGUUCGUGUGAAUAAGAGUGUAUAAUGAAAUGUGUUGCAUAUAUAAUUACCUUGUAAUUUAUGUCAGUACUGUGCUAGAAUUCCAUCAGAUAUAGUUUUUGGUUGUAUAAAAGUCCCUACUAU
Dendrobium catenatum is the source of this 521-nucleotide messenger RNA. Its product is annotated as late embryogenesis abundant protein 18-like. Gene Ontology annotation, biological process: embryo development ending in seed dormancy. The transcript has a single exon. The record is from RefSeq and is a predicted model, not a curated record. The coding region runs from base 56 to 397 and encodes 113 amino acids. NCBI's taxonomy places the organism in Eukaryota, Viridiplantae, Streptophyta, Magnoliopsida, Asparagales, Orchidaceae.